Saxophila tyrrhenica is the source of this 1125-nucleotide messenger RNA. RefSeq lists its product as uncharacterized. Lineage: Eukaryota; Fungi; Ascomycota; Dothideomycetes; Mycosphaerellales; Extremaceae. The record is from RefSeq and is a predicted model, not a curated record. Gene Ontology annotation, molecular function: oxidoreductase activity; zinc ion binding. The transcript is spliced from 2 exons. The coding region runs from base 1 to 1125 and encodes 374 amino acids.
AUGGCGACGGACGGCACCCUACCAUCGAAACAGAAAGCGGCACAGUUCCACCCGAAAGAUCAGACCGUCCAUAUCAAUGAAGUCCCAAUCCCAUCGAUCAAACCAGAUGAACUACUCGUCAAAGUCCGGGCAGCGUCGCUAUGUCACAGUGACUUGAUGCUUUUCGAGCCGAAUGAGCAAGGGCUCAAUCUUGGAUCUGGCGAACCCUUCACGAUGGUAUACACCCCCACGGCUUCACCCCGACUGUCGCUAAUCAACCCACAGGGCCACGAAGGCUGCGGCACAGUCCUCGAAGUCGGCUCUCAAGCCCAAGGCUUCACCAAAGGCGACCGCGUCGGCUGGCUCCCCAUCGUCGACUGUUGCUUCGAAUGCGAAGCCUGUCAGGUCCACAACCUCUACUGCGAAACCGGCCAGUCCAAAGUCCAAGGCAUGACUGUCGACGGCUACUUCCAAACCUACUGCGCAGUGAAAUGGCAGAACGCUGCGAAGAUCCCGGACGGCAUGGACCUGGAUUCCUCUGCCCCGAUCUUCUGCGCCGGCGCUACCGCGUAUAACUCCGUGGAAGCUACUCACUCCGAAUUGAAGGGUACCCCGAGCGACAUGUUCGUUGCUGUCAUUGGGUGUGGUGGACUAGGCCACCUCGGAAUCCAGUACCUCAAAGCCCACGGGUACAACGUCAUCGGCAUCGACCUCUCCCCCGAUGCUCUGGAGGAGGCGAAAGCGCAGGGGGCCGAUCACGUCUUCAACCCAUCAAAGGACAAAGACUACGUGCAGCAAAUCCGCUCCAUCACGGGUAAAGGCUGCCACGCCGCGAUCAACUUCACCAAUUCCGCUCCAGCUUACGCCAGCACCCCGGACGUGAUACGGUAUAAUGGCGUGUUGAUGGUGACGGGGAUUCCGCAGAAGCCGAUUCAGUUUUCUGGGAUGGAUGUGAGUAUGUUGCGGAUCAGGGUCAGGGGAGCGAAUAAUGGGCGGACGGACCAGUUGAGGAGGUGUUUGGAGUUCAGUCACAAACAUGGGAUUAAACCGCAUGUGACGCAGUUUAAGCUGGAGGAGUUUCAGAGUAUGUUGGAUACGAUGCAUGAGGGGAAACAUAAGGGGAGAAUGGGUGUGCUGUUUGAUUGA